AUGUUAGGCUACUUAAGUGAUAAAUGGAUGUCGCGUCAGUGGAAGUGGUUGGCUGAAGAAGUUGUGGAAUGGAGCGAUCUACUCUUCCAGAAGUAUAUUAUGAAUAUACUAUCGGUAUCGCAAGCGCGACUGAUGUGGGGUGAUUCCUUUUUGAAGAAUAUGCAGAUUAAUAUUGGAGAUGUUCAUAUCAUGACCUGUGAAGAUUAUUUGAAUCCCGGGAUCCUGGUUGUGGCCUUCUACGCAGCUCUGAUAAACUGGAUUUCGUCCUCUCUGUGCGGCACCAGAAAUCGCCUGCUGUCACAGUCUUCAAAGUGCAGAGGCCAAUCUUAUGGCGAAUGAAGAAAAAAUGUCUUGAUCUGGAUGUCUCUGAUCAUUGAGAAUUUUUUGCACUUGUGCUCCGCCUUCUCUUCUUCUAUGAUUAUAUGUUGAUGUCGGCGUCGACUAUAUUGGUUUUUUACUGGGAAUAUCCGCUUUCCUUCCCCACCACGCACAUGGUGAGAUAAAGGCGAGAUGAAGAUUUGAGGCACGCUGUUCCCACGUAUCGUCUCAGGACGUGGUGGUGCAGUCACUGCAGCCGCGAGCCCGUAAUUCCGAAACUUCCCUCUAGGUUUCAUCCGAUUAGAACCGGCGGGCUCGUAGGCAAUUAGAAGUGCAUGGUAAUAGAAGGAGGCUAAUCCUAAUAGACUCCACCCGUCGUCGUCAGGUAUACCGGAUAUCACUGGGAUCACCCUUUUGGAGGUCUUGGCCUACAAAAAAAAACUCUCGUGCAGGCCCUCUGACUGAAUGAAUGAAGUUGAACUUGUCAGCCUCUACCCCUAUGAUGAAAAACAACUACAACUAGGUGUUGUAGAACUACUUACUUCUACCUCUACAGAGCAACUCAACAUCGCUCACAGCGCGUCAUCGCCAUACGCCUGGACCGCACAGCCUGCUGAAUGCGAAGCACGUCAGUUUUGGGACAGCAUCGCCUCUCGCUCUCCGCAAUUGAAGUUAAGUCUUUCUCCACGAAUGCGUCUUAGGGAUUAUACUAUGAUCAUAGGAGGUCAUGAAGUAGAUAACCUCAAGUCAUAAUUAAAUAGGUCUAAGAAGUCAUGUCCAUCAUGACUUCUUGGAGGAGGAUUCAAUACAUGCGUAAAGAUAUUAGACUGCAAUUUCUCAUCUUACUAUGUAUAUUGGUAGUGUUUAUGAGUUACUCUUGAUACUCCACGACAUACUACUACCACUUCUACUACUACUACACUUCCAAGAGCUAGAAGCCUAUCCGUGCACUUGAGCACUCUUCCCCCAAGGGGAAACGAGGUUGAGGUCAGCGAGAUCAGAUCCUAAUAAAGGAGCACAAGGAAUUAUUUGUAUGAAGGAAGUAGAACCCAAGCACAAGGAAAAUGAGCACUACUCUUCGUGACUGCAUGAGAGUAGUAGGAGCACGAAGGAUGAAGAUAAGAAUACUAGUGAGCACCAGUAAAAGCAACACUGUAGUUCAGCACACAGAUCGAACGGCGAGGAAUGCGAAGAGAAGGGAAAGAAACGUAAGAGAGGUAUUAUCUUUCUUAGCACAUGAAGACUUAUUCUAUUUCUAGUUCUCAGAAUCUGGUACUAGUUCUACUUGUAGUACUAGUCAAGUAUCAAUCAUUCAGUUCCCAAGAUUCAGAGAUAAAUGAUCCUCCUAGUUGUACGAGUGUAAGACUUUUGUCUGGAUUCAACUUUUUUCGCACACUCACAACAAUGCUUUAGCUCUUGUUUAGAUGUCUGCGAUAGGAGGGCUCUUGCUCUGCAUGGUAGGACUCUGGAGUCAAAGCAUUAAUUUAGAUAUUUUAGAUUUCUGCUUAGAGAAGAGGGGAAUACUAGUUCCAAUUCAUCAGGUUAUUUAGAAGUUUUAGAUUUCUUAUUUCUGCUUCAGUAUUGACAACUCAACUUUGCUUUUGCUAGAUUUAGAUAAUUUAGAUUAUUUAGAUUGGUAUCAAAAAGAAGGAUUCUAAUUCUAAAUCUAAAAGAGUACCAGCAUUUGUCAAGGAUUUUACGUCCAGUCAUAUCCGUUCAAUGAUAUGAUGUUCAAGGAGCUCGUUAAAAUGGAGAUCUUGUUUUAUUGAGACCCUCGAUGAAGUUAACCCCCGAGGACAAUAGCCAGCAUCAAUGCCGGUCAGUGACGCUUGCUGACGCGGGAGCUUCACUAUCGAGAAUUGUGAUUCUCAAGUGAAAAAGUAAAAGACAGACUCCAUGACCAUUGCCGACAGAUGCUGGUAU
Messenger RNA from Amoebophrya sp. A25, 2241 nucleotides. NCBI's taxonomy places the organism in Eukaryota, Dinophyceae, Syndiniales, Amoebophryaceae. The record is from the annotation of a GenBank genome assembly.